GCGGAGAUGUAGGGAUUGGAUAUCCCCCACCCGACGAUCCUACUACUCGGCACACGGAAGCCACCGUGGCCGAGUUCGACUGUAAAAAGGAAGAACCUCUCUCCAGCUCAGACAGACCGACCCGAGGAUUCCGAGUGUGAACACCUCCACAACUCUUCUCUCCAUAUUUUCUUGCACCACGCCUUCUGCGUGGCUGCCAUUUUGGAAAUACAUUAUUAUAAAAAAUUAAGUUCCUAAAAUUCAUUUAUUGUACACGUUAUGAUCGUUUAAUGUAAGGAGUAAAGAUUUCUUAAAACCUUGUCAAGUGAAACUUAUUGUGUGCACCGAUAUUGAACAGUUUAUUCGGGUCAUUGUUCAUAAAAAAUCGUACAUUGAGUCGUGCUAGGUGCAGUUUAGUAUAGAAACGGUGCAUAAGUGGAAAUCGGAGUAAAAAAAAACAAUACAGUAUUUCUAAUUGCCAAGCGAGAGACAAUUCAUCCUCCUCCCCGUGCGUCGUAGCUCCCAUCCGGCUACCCCCCUGUGGCCAGUGAAGGUGUCCCGUGAUCAGAAGCGUGUCGCAUCCGUCCCCCAAGGACCCUGACGUCCGGUACUCGAUGACUCGCGCCCAUAUUCCCCUACCGAGCCCACGGCAUCAUCUUCUCUCCGCCCACAGAGAGUCAAGUUUCGAAGCAGAAUUUUUGAAUAGGACAAACUGUGAGAUUUGGGCUUAUGAUGCGUCAGUGGAUGAGAUGGGAGAUCAAGUGAUCACUCCCCACCCACGGGUUCACUUUAAUAAAGUGUACAUAGGACCCAGAGGAAGUGCAACGUUGGGUUCUCUCAUGAAACAGAACGGUCAUCAUUGGAUUGAUUUUCUCAAGAUGGAUAUCGAAUCUGCAGAAUUUGAUGUAAUGGAGCAAAUCGUGAAUGAAUUUGAGGUCCUCCCGUGGACACAGUUGCAAAUAGAGAUUCACGUAGACAAUGCAGGUCAAAUGUUUCCGAAGGUGUACAAGAUGUGGGAGCGUUUUGAAGAUAAAGGACUAAGAGCAUUUAAGAGCGAGACAAAUCACGCUAUCUGCGUUUGGGGGGGAAAAACCCAACAUGUACCGAGUACUCAUUCAUUAAUAUUAAGGGUCCAAGCAGAUUACUGCCCAAUUCAUUAUCUAUGUAACUCGUAUUUAGUUGCAAAGAACUAUGCAAAUAUUUUAUUCUACAUUCUACUGUUUGAGAUUGGAACGGAUUUGGAACACGUGGAAGUUUUAAGGAGGAAAUUUGAUGAGUUUCAAGUAGAUCAUUUAUAAAGUGAUGAUGUAAAUUUAAUAUUGUAGUAUUGUUUAAUAAACACCUUUACAUGAAAUAUAGAACAAUGUGGUGGAAGCAUAUGCAUCGAUCAUUGAUCAUCACAAUUCACAACAAAUCGAAAUAUAAACACAUUGAUAAGACUUAUAUUAAAUUGGUUUGGGGAGUAGAGGAAAAAUCUGAUGUUGAUGGGGUGGAAAAAAUAUUUUCUUGAUUCGGUCUUAUCGACAAAUCGAUUAAAAUUCCUUGACAACCGUUGACCCAAUUUUUCCAAAAAAUCUGAUGGCACAAUUCCAGGACCCCUUGACUAGCAGUAGCAACUCGCGACUCUGGCAAUUUGACCCCUCCUGCAUCCCAAUUUAGCGAAUAUCUGCAAACAAUCGUGACAGCAAAAUGUCCAUGCCAAGUGAAUCUCAGCGAUGUCAACGAGACGAGUACAACGCUCCGCAAUCUGGUGGGCCGUACGGGUCUCCUUGCUGUCCUGUUCCUCAACAAUUUCGCGACUACUCCAACAAAUGUUGCGACAACUGUCCAUGCAGCAAUGAAGAGGAACCAGUCAUUUGCGAUCUCCCACAACCAGGGCCGCCCUACGUUUACAAUGAUGUCGACUGCACCCUCGACUGUUCCAAUGUGGACACCUCCGAGCUCGAGUUUAUCCGACCGAACGUGGCCAAAUAUGGCCUCCUUCGUCACUCGAUGGACGAAAUGCGAUGUCUGACCUUGGCCAAGGAGAAUACUGCUGCGGAUAUCUUCGCCCAGGCGGAGUGCACCCGCUAUGAGGGGGAUCGGGUCAAGAAGCAAGUCAACGAGAAAACCCUCGCUCUCCAAAGAAUUUCUUCUGAACGCUUGAAACGCCGUUCCAAGGACAUUUACUACUGGAUGAAGGAAUUGGAACGACUAGUUAUCCAGAUGCGAGAGGAGACCCGACUUUUGGAGGAACUUCGUAUCAGAAAUGAAAACGCGAUUCGUGCAACGGCAGAUUUGAUCCUGCACAUUGUCAACGAAUGUCUUCGCCGACGUCUCAGCCGGAUUGGAAUCGACCUCACUCGUGACGAUGUGGAAGAAGAGUUGCAAAAGGAGCGGGACAUGGUACUCUUGGCGCAAAAACGAUUGGAAGAAAUGGCCGCUCAAGUACGAGAUCAGAUUGGAAAGAACCGUGCUUCCAAAGAGCGUCUCGAGCGGGAGUGGAGUGACAAAGUGCAAGCAUUUCGCAUUGAUGACCUGGCCUCUCGGCUUCAACCGGAUGACCCGACCCUCAUGAAUUAUCCAGGCGUGGCGCGUUUUCAGGAAGGGAUGACCCCCAUUGCAGAAUGGGAGGAGAUGACGGGACGCAAUAUGGAAGAAGCUGAACGAGAAAGGACUGCAUCGUGCAAGUUGAGAAUGUUGAUUCCAGAACUGCUGAAAAGUUUGGCUUGCAAACUUCGAGCCCAAGCUGACAAUGUGGAGGCCGCCCUAAGUCGUCGAAUUGCUGAGACCGAAUCACAGAAGAAACGUUUGGAACACCAACUCAAACUAGUUUUGGAUGAGAUGGUGAAAGCGGAGAAAGCCAUUGAAGCAAUUCGUCGUGCUCUUCGUGGCGACCCGAUCGAGAGUGCUCUGAAGUUGGCUCAGACGCGUCUCUACAAUCGAACAUUCCGGCCAAAUGUGGAACUCACGAGAGAUUGUCCUCAGUUCGCGUUGAUUGAAGAAGUCGGAGAAAUCGCCCGAAGUCAAAGUUCCAUUGAAGCCCAGCUUCGAAACGCGGAGGAUGCUUUACACAAGCUGAGACAGAUUCGAAUUGAUUUGGAGAAGGAGAUUUCCGUCAAGGACAAUACCAUUGUCAUUGAUCGGGAACGCUGUCAAUACGUCCGAGCAUUUUGGCCAUCCGUUACCACACUUAUUGGAAAUUAAAAGAAGAAACUUUACCAACGAGAAAUAAUAAUUUAGAUAAAAAUUUGAUAGCUUAAAACAAGA
Folsomia candida is the source of this 3228-nucleotide messenger RNA. RefSeq names its product tektin-4-like. The transcript has 8 exons. The record is from RefSeq and is a predicted model, not a curated record. Gene Ontology annotation, cellular component: microtubule cytoskeleton; nucleus. Bases 1669 to 3165 code for a protein of 498 amino acids. NCBI's taxonomy places the organism in Eukaryota, Metazoa, Arthropoda, Collembola, Entomobryomorpha, Isotomidae. Gene Ontology annotation, biological process: cilium assembly; cilium movement involved in cell motility.